This is a messenger RNA of Sphaeramia orbicularis (orbiculate cardinalfish), 4914 nucleotides long. It is a transcript of the gene ltk, whose product is annotated as leukocyte receptor tyrosine kinase. NCBI's taxonomy places the organism in Eukaryota, Metazoa, Chordata, Actinopteri, Kurtiformes, Apogonidae. The transcript is spliced from 29 exons. Gene Ontology annotation, cellular component: plasma membrane; signaling receptor complex. Gene Ontology annotation, molecular function: transmembrane receptor protein tyrosine kinase activity; ATP binding; protein binding. The record is from RefSeq and is a predicted model, not a curated record. The coding region runs from base 189 to 4805 and encodes 1538 amino acids. Gene Ontology annotation, biological process: multicellular organism development; positive regulation of kinase activity; cell surface receptor protein tyrosine kinase signaling pathway.
ACUUGGAGAAACAACUACACCGGAGACGCAUUGGAGACGCAUGACAGUCUGUUAACGCCGUGUUUUCCCACGAGUGUUUGUGUCCACCUUUUUAAAAGUCUGUCUGCUCUGAGGAUUCAUGAAGACGUAAAGGUGCCAAAAAAGUGCCAGCUCUUUGGGUUCUACCGAAAAAAAAAAAAAAGGGAGCCAUGGAUUAUAUGAAAAAUCACAAUACUUAUCUCUCCAUCGUCAUUUUGAUAGUCAGCAGCACCUGCCAUGCUCUUCUAGACAGCUUUCUAGAGGAGAACUUCUCAGAUCCCUUGUUUUCUCACCAUACGGACUCAGAAGACGACAGCCAAAUUACCUCCUGUGAUUUUGAGUCACUGUGCCUCUGGACUUUCUCAAAUCACAGUGACCAGAGCGACUGGACUGUCGUGUUGCCACAGCAACAAGAAAAAACACCAGGUGCGGUGAUACCUGUAUCCGACCACUCAAGGGGAAGCUCUGAUGGACAUUUUCUGCUCCUCAGUUCUUCACCUGCAGCUGAGGCUUCUGGGAGAUGUGAGUACUACUUGACCAGCUCGGUUCUACCAGGAAGCAACGAGCACUGCACCUUUAACGUGGCUCUGUACCAAGCUGGUCCAGUUACAGGGAAUUUCACACUUCAGAUCAAACCAGUUCUCUCAGGGUCCGCUGUUAACUCUGUGGUCCUCAACCCCGGGAGACGAAACAGCCACAGGCCAAAGUGGGAGCUGGUGGAGGCUGUGAUUGGCAAAAUGGAAGAGCCCUUUCAGGUGACUUUGCUCUACACUUCCUGUGUGGGUGAAGGAGGAAACACUGUGGCCUUGGAUUCGCUGGAGUUCAGAAACUGUGAAGCAGACCACCAGGGCAUGGAGCUGAACAGAGCAUGUGGCGAAUCGUUCCACUGUGAGGAUUCAGGCGACUGCAUCGACCAGAGCCAAGUGUGCGACUUCCACACAGACUGUUCUUAUGGAGAGGAUGAGGGCUUCAUAUGUGGUGCUCUUCCAUUUGGCUCUUACUGCUCCUUUGAAAGGGACGCAUGUGGCUGGUCAGUGUCCAACCGGCGUUCAGCUUGGAGGAGGGUCACCGGAGACGAGCUUCUGGACAAAGAUGACAUACAAGGUGUCACUCUAAGGGGCACGCCAGGGCACUUCCUGUUUCUGCAGGUAAGACCAAGCAGUUCCCUUACAGAGGCGUCCGUCCACAGCGUUUCUUUCCCUCCUCCAGUCUCCACCACCGACUGCCAGUUGCAUUUCUCUCUGUACCUGUAUGGAGACUUUAACGGCACAUUGAUGGUGGCUAUAGAGGAGAAUGGGACGGCCGCCACUCCACUGGUCUGGGAGAGAAAUGGACAGUGGUCAGACAACUGGGACGAUGUCGCCCUGCAACUUACAGGCAUUUAUCAUGGGUUUCGAGUUAAGGUGACAGCUGUGUGGGGACCAGGCUCCAGUGCUGAUAUCGCUCUAGAUCACAUUGCCAUUGGUGCAGCCUGCUUUGACACAGAUCUCAACUCUCUUCUGCCUAUGGUGGACUUGGAGGACUUCCUAAGUCCACUUCCAGAGCCUUCAGCGUCAGAGGUUUCUUUGAUGACAUGGUGGUUUAACUCUUGCGGUGCCAGCGGUCCACAUGGCCCGACCCAGGCGCAGUGUGACAGCACGUACAGGAAUAGAAAUGUCAGUGUUACCGUGGGGAAGGAAGGUCCAUUAAAAGGAGUCCAAAUGUGGAGAGUGCCUGCUACAAACAGAUACCUGAUCUUUGCCUAUGGGGCUGCAGGAGGGAAAGGUGCCAAAAACCACAACAAGCGCAACCACGGGGUCUUUAUAUCUGCCAUAUUUCCUCUGGAGAAAGGAGAUAUACUUUACAUCUUGGUGGGCCACCAGGGAGAGGACGCGUGCCCUGGGAGAAACCACGAGACUCAGAGGAUCUGUCUGGGAGAGUCAUCAGUGAUUGAAGACAACUUCAGAGGAGAGGACAGUGCAAAGUGGGCAGGGGGAGGAGGUGGAGGAGGAGGAGCCACCUACAUCUUCAAGAUGGAGGGAGGUGAGCUGGUUCCCUUGCUGAUCGCAGCUGGUGGAGGGGGAAAUGCCUACAUGGAGGAUCCGGAGUCUGGUUUGGAUCAGAUACCACUGGAGCAGUAUGAGAACAGCACCACAGCGCCCAGUACCAGUGGUCGAACUGGAGCUGCAGGUGGAGGCGGUGGAUGGAAGGACAGUCCCAGUCCUUAUCUGAGGGCUGGGAAGUCUCUUGUGGAAGGCGCCGAAGGGGGGCGGGCGUGUCCUCUGGCCUUGUCCAAAUUCAGCUGGUCCACCUUUGGGGGUUUUGGAGGCGGAGGUGGGGCCUGUACCGCUGGGGGAGGAGGAGGAGGGUACAGAGGAGGUGAUGCUGCGCUGAUGGAUGACAUCACAGCCGAUGGUCAAGACGGGAUCUCAUUCAUUCAUCCAAUGGGAGAGAUUUUCCUGGAACCGCUGGCAGCCAUGGAGAGUCACGGCGAGUGUGAGAUCAAGGUGCAGCUGAACUGUAGCCACUGUCAGAUGCAGAGCUGCAAACGAGAUGAAGAAACCCACCACAUCCUCUGUCUGUGCCACGACGAUGAAGUCCUGGCCAGUGACAAUGUAACGUGUAUCAGUAGUGUAGCAGCGCCUCAAGGUCCGGUGCCGCAGGGCCAGAUGUCGACGUCGCUGAUCCUGGCGGUCGUUACCUCCACCGUCGCUAGCCUCAUCGCCCUGAUCUGUACCGGUGUCAUCCUCAUUUGGUACCGCAGGAAGAAUGAUUUGCACGCCGUGAGGGGGCGUCUGCAGAGUCCAGAGUACAAGCUGAGUAAGAUCCGCUCCUCCACCAUCAUGACGGACUACAACCCCAAUUACUGCUUUGCAGGAAAGGCAGCUUCACUCAGCGAAUUGAAAGAAGUACCACGCAAGAACAUCACACUUCUCAGGGCUCUCGGCCACGGUGCCUUUGGUGAAGUCUAUGAAGGACAAGUUCUGGGGAUGAGCACCGAUAACAGCCCCAUGCAGGUGGCCAUAAAGACUCUUCCAGAAAUCUGCUCUGAACAAGAUGAGAUGGAUUUCCUGAUGGAGGCACUGAUUAUGAGUAAGUUCAGCCACGACAACAUCGUGCGCUGCAUUGGCGUCAGCCUCAGCAUCCUGCCGCGCUUCAUCCUGCUGGAGCUGAUGACCGGAGGAGACAUGAAAAGUUUCCUCAGACAGAACAGGCCUCGAGCUGGACAGACCACUUCACUCACCAUGCGAGAUCUGCUACAGAUGGCAAGAGAUAUCGCCUGUGGCUGCCGCUACCUGGAGGAAAAUCACUUCAUACACAGAGACAUUGCUGCUAGAAACUGCCUGUUAACCUGCCCUGGACCUGACAGAGUAGCCAAGAUUGGAGACUUUGGGAUGGCACGAGACAUUUACAGAGCCAGUUACUACAGAAAAGGCGGGCGAGCCAUGCUACCAGUCAAAUGGAUGCCACCUGAGGCCUUCAUGGAGGGGAUCUUCACCUGCAAAACCGACACAUGGUCAUUUGGAGUACUGCUGUGGGAAAUCCUCUCUCUGGGUUACAUGCCAUACCCAUGUAAGACCAACCAGGAGGUUCUGGAGUUUGUCACCAGUGGAGGCAGAAUGGACCCUCCCAAAGGCUGUCCAGGGCCCGUAUAUCGGAUCAUGACCCAGUGUUGGCAGCACUGUCCUGAACACAGGCCCAACUUCUCAACCAUCCUGGAGAGAAUCAACUACUGCACACAGGACCCAGAUGUGAUCAACACCCCCCUACCAGUGGAAUAUGGGCCGACCACAGAGGACGACGCUGUAAUCCGUCCCUCUGACCACACCUCCAGCAGCCUUACUCCACUCCUGGUGUCCCACCCUGUUUCCCAGGAUUCCCCCUCCCAGCUCGGCCUCUCCUCUCUGGGCCUGGGUGCCGCUCCUCUUCCCCUACAACCCGCCAAACCCCGUCUGCUUCUACAAAGAACCCAACCCAUUCACCAUGAGGUGACAUCGUGCUGCGAGGCGCUGGAGCCGUCCUGGGCCGAGCCUGUUCCUGCCCCCGGUUUGCUGUGCACAGGAGGCCACUGGCUCCACCCUGAACCUCCGCAUCACAGACCCUGCUCCAGGAACAGCUCCUCAUCAGGGAGUCAGCGGCUGAAGAACAAAACUAAGAACCUGUGGAACCCCACGUAUGGCUCUUGGGUUCUGGAGAACUUCAGAGGAAAGAAAACACUGGCUCAUACUCAGUCCAUGCCACUGUCUACUUCCACGUCCUCCACCUCCAACGCGCAGGUUCCCCAGACCUGCAGCCCAAACUCUGAAUGCAAUGAGAGCGUGUGCGACAGUACCAACAGCAGCCACCUAAACCCUGCUGGCCUCUGCACGUCCUCAUCUCCAUCGCCGUCCUGCCAGGCUCAGUCUGCCCCUAAUGGGUCUUCUCAUAAGACAGGAACAAGCGGCACCACACCAGGAAGCUCAAAAGCUGGAAUGGACCUGGCUAAGCUGCAGAGUUUCCCCUGCGGUAACGUCAAUUACGCUUACGACGAGCAAAGCUACGAGACCGAGAGUCUGCCCCUGGUUAAACCCAAAGCCCCUGAAGCCAUCACAAACACCAGCUCUGCCCCCAGCGUGUCCACAGGGACGGGCCUGGGGCUGGCGUUAGGCCUCCACACGUCCUCAUCCGGCAUGCCCAAGCUGCUGCUGAAACGCCAUGCCAGCUACGGACACGAGGACGUGAGGAGACACACCAAAGCCGAGAAACCCACACGUGACCGAGACUCAGGAUUUUCACUGUCUGAAGACCUCAGCGUUACCCCAAUCUAAGAAACAACUGAUUGUUAUUGAGGAUUUUUCACUGAUUUGAGUUCUAGACUGUCACUUGGAGCCCCUUUUCACUGCUGGUACACAAACUAACACUAAACAUUUUGGAUUU